Rhopalosiphum padi (bird cherry-oat aphid) is the source of this 1315-nucleotide messenger RNA. RefSeq names its product isatin hydrolase-like. Gene Ontology annotation, molecular function: arylformamidase activity. The transcript is spliced from 4 exons. Bases 277 to 1047 code for a protein of 256 amino acids. Lineage: Eukaryota; Metazoa; Arthropoda; Insecta; Hemiptera; Aphididae. The record is from RefSeq and is a predicted model, not a curated record.
UAAUCACUGAUUUUUUUAAAUUUUAUUUUGUUAAACAUACGUAUAUACAUAGAAUAUUAUGUUGAUACAAAAAUUUUACAUAAAAAUUAUACUUUAAUGUGUUAGAUAUAGGUUUACAGAUAUAUUAUUUUACAAUACGACAAGCCAUUGUGGCAUGGGCAGGGAGUAUAGUUACCUAUAUGCUAUAGGUCAUCGUACCUACUGUUCGUAAAUAUUAACAUUGUUAAUAAAUCAAGUGAUUCGUUGCUGUUUUUUUUUAUGCAUAUUUAAUACAUCAUGUAUUUUUAUGGGUGGAACUUAAUUUUGGUAAUUUUGGUGGCAAGGAAAGCUAACAGUGUUGUGAUUGAUUUAAGUCAUGGUUAUCAAAACCAAUCUACUACCUGUUGGAAUCCAACGCAGCGGUUCGAAAUAUUUGGAGUAAAGAGAGACGAAAGUCCUAGAUGGUAUUCAACACAGAGUUUUUCAGUAUCUGAACAUUGUGGCACUCAUUUAGAUGCACCUUAUCAUUUUUAUCAAGACGGGUGGAAAUUAGAUGAUAUUCCAUUGGAGCGCAUGAUAGUUGAAGGUGUGCAUCUUAAUGUAAGUCAUGAAGUCAAUGGAAACGGUGACUUUUUACUGACAGUCGAUCAUUUGAAAAAAUGGGAACACGACAAUGGUCCACUUCCACAGCGUUCUGUGAUAUUAGUCAAUUUCGGUUGGGCUCAUAAGUUUGGCAAUCGGCAACUAUACUAUAAUAACGACACAGAGAGAUCAUUAUUAAGUUUUCCAGGAUUAUCUAAAGAAGCAGCACAGUGGAUUGUGGAUUCCAAAAAAGUAUUUGGCAUAGGAGUAGAUGGUCCGAGUGUCGAUGCAGGCAGAACAACGACAUCCGAUGUGCACAAAAUAGUAUCUAAAGCGAAUAUAUAUAAUCUUGAAAACGUAGCUAUAAAUGGUACGACAUUACCAUCAAAAGGAUUUAAACUUAUUAUCCAGCCAAUCAAAAUUAUAGGAGGUACCGGUGCACCUUGUCGGAUUUUAGCUUUUACAAAUAAUACACUUGAUAAGUGAAUGACAAUUGAGUACUUGACUAUGUACAUUUUACGAGAAUUGUGCGCCCAACUAUAAAUUAUAAUGGAUAAUUGAUCGCCAUAAAAUUAAGUCACACAAAGGUCAAAUGUAGGACAAGAUAUUGUCUUUUUAAUUUUAUACAAACCUAAUUUCUUCUGUGUGCUAUAAUAAUUUAAAAAUAGAUAACUAUAUAGGCUCUUACGUGUUUUUUUUUUUUUUGAAAAAAUAUUGUCAUAAAUUUGUAAUAUAUUUAUUUUAUACAAACAUA